AUGAAUAUCUUUAGAUUUGCUGGUGAUAUGACUCACUUGAUCAGUAUUUUAAUCCUUCUUCUCAAAAUCUACGCGACGAAAUCUUGCGCGGGAAUCUCUCUCAAGACUCAAGAGCUGUAUGCGCUUGUGUUCUUGACUCGGUACUUGGAUCUGUUCACGGAUUAUGUGUCUCUGUACAACAGCGUGAUGAAGAUUGUCUUCAUUGCUAGCUCUUUGGCAAUCGUUUGGUGUAUGCGUAGGCAUCCGCUUGUGCGUAGGUCAUACGAUAAGGACCUGGACACAUUUCGCCAUCAAUAUGUUGUGUUAGCAUGUUUUGUUUUGGCACUCGUCCUGCAUGAAAGAUUCACAUUUCAAGAGGUGUUCUGGGCUUUUUCCAUUUACUUGGAGGCAGUUGCUAUCCUUCCCCAGUUGGUUCUGCUACAGAGAAGUGGGAAUGUGGACAAUUUGACAGGGCAAUAUGUUCUCUUUCUCGGGGCGUAUCGUGGAUUGUAUAUUAUCAACUGGAUCUAUCGCUAUUUUACAGAAGAUCAUUUCGCUCGAUGGAUUGCUUGCGUCUCCGGUCUUAUCCAAACAGCUCUGUACGCAGAUUUCUUCUACUACUACUACUUGAGUAGAAUAAAACAAGACACAAUCAUGAGACUGUUGAAAUGCAUAUAUGGAGAUUCAAGUUAUGACAAUGAACCUUACCGCAAGAAGCUAUCACUUGAUGCUGUGGAUGUCAAACCAUAUAUCUUAUGCUUCCAGAACACUUCCCAACAAUUUUCCUGCAUUGGACUUUCAUUUCACUCACCAGAACCACAUGCAUUCCAAGUUUUUGGAGCAGCAUCAUCCAUGAAAUAUCUAAUGCUCGUACGGUUAAGGAUGGCCACAGCAUUGGAGUUCUUGUUCGAUGCGGUCAAGAAAGACUUACUCACUGUCCCUGACAAAACACUUCCCCCAAGAGCAACCACUUGUGCUCAUGGGAUCUCCACUUGA
Messenger RNA from Arabis nemorensis, 975 nucleotides. The record is from the annotation of a GenBank genome assembly. NCBI's taxonomy places the organism in Eukaryota, Viridiplantae, Streptophyta, Magnoliopsida, Brassicales, Brassicaceae.